Exophiala mesophila is the source of this 1758-nucleotide messenger RNA. RefSeq lists its product as uncharacterized. The record is from RefSeq and is a predicted model, not a curated record. Bases 1 to 1758 code for a protein of 585 amino acids. Lineage: Eukaryota; Fungi; Ascomycota; Eurotiomycetes; Chaetothyriales; Herpotrichiellaceae. Gene Ontology annotation, biological process: proteolysis. Gene Ontology annotation, molecular function: dipeptidyl-peptidase activity; serine-type exopeptidase activity. The transcript has 2 exons.
AUGGCAGAAGGCUAUGAUCCUGGGAAUGUGUUCAAUCAACAAGAUGUCGAGGCGACAGUAUUAAUCUUCUUCUACCCAUUGUUGAUUGCCCUCUGCCUCUAUGUGAUUGUGGGAGCUCUUCGCCAACAAUCUGCUGCGAGGACUGUCUUGUUGAUUCUGACGAGUACACUGUGCGGCCUUGUUAUUGCAAGGAAUCUUUCACCAGCGCCUCAUGGGUUGCGGUCACACGAUACUGACCCAAAAGACCUGUACCCAGCUUAUAACCUAUCCGUUCCUGUUGACCAUUUUCACAAUGACUCGAGAUACGAGCCCCAUUCCAGCGAGACGUUCAACCUCCGUUAUUUCUUUGACGCCCAAUACUACAGGCCAGGAGGGCCGGUCAUAGUCUUGCAAAGUGGUGAAACAGAUGCAACUGACCGUGUACCAUAUCUUCAAAAGGGGAUCGUGGCUAUUCUUGCGAGGGCUACCAACGGCAUUGGUGUGGUUCUUGAACACCGUUACUACGGAACCAGUUUCCCAACCGAAGAUCUCUCUACGGAAAAUCUUCGUUUCCUAUCAACCGACCAAGCAGUCGCCGACCAGGCCUACUUUUCAUCUCACAUCACCUUCCCCGGGUUGGAGCAUCUAGAUUUGACGGCACCGAACACCCCUCACAUUGCUUAUGGCGGGUCAUAUGCCGGUGGCAUGGUCGCCUUUCAGCGCAAGCUCUAUCCUGAACUGACUUGGGGCGCCAUUUCAUCCUCGGGAGUCACAGUGGCACUGUAUGACUUUUGGCAAUACUAUGAGCCCAUUCGAGAAUACGCACCUUCCGGUGUUGUGGAGACGCAGACAAAACUGAUCAACAUCUUGGACAACAUUCUCGACAAAAAUGACUCCCACCAAGUCGGCGAAUUGAAGGGCCUGUUCGGAUUGCAGGACUUGACCUUUAACGACGACUUCGCAAACGUCGUCUCUAGCAGCAUGGGUUACUGGCAGUCCACUAACUGGGACCCAGAAGUCAGUAAUCCCAAGUUUGGAUACUAUGCGGGCAAUAUUACAUCGGACACUUUGUUGUGGCCUGGUCAUGAGAAUCGGACAGGGUCUGCUACCUACCUCGUCGAGGCUGGUGGAUGGGGGAACGAGAGCAGUCGUCUAACGACUCGUCUCCUCAACUUGGCGGGUUGGACUGAGGCCCACUCGGUCUCCUCGUGCAAGUCGACGCUGGACGAAUGCUAUGGCUAUCACAAUGAGUCAGCGGCCAUGUACGCCGACAAAAGUGUAUCCAAUUACAACGCUCUUUCAUGGGCCUAUCAGUAUUGCACAGAAUGGGGUUACAUCCAAACCGGAUCUGGAGUGCCCGACGAUCGCCUCCCGCUGAUAUCACGGCAGUUAACUCUGGAAUAUUUGACACAGGUAUGUCGAUAUGCAUUCAACAUAUCGAGCCCGCCAGACGUAGAAGCAGUCAAUAAGUACGGAGGGUACAACAUUUCCGCCGAGAGGUUGGCCAUUAUCGGAGGCGAAACCGACCCUUGGCGACCAGUAUCUCCGCUUGCUUCGUUGCCAAUUCGCGAUCAACUCAAUAGCACUUGUUCGAGCAGAGAGCCACGGAUUGUCAUCCCAGGAGCUGUCCACCAUUGGGACGAGAAUGGAUUGUUCGCGAAUGAGACUACAACAGACCUACCACCAGUUGGGGUGAGAGACGCUCAAGCGGAGUUGCUUGAGGCAGUACAACUAUGGUUAGCGGAUUUUGCCCAAUGGAAUCAAACACGGUCGGCAUGA